Messenger RNA from Aspergillus chevalieri, 447 nucleotides. RefSeq lists its product as uncharacterized. NCBI's taxonomy places the organism in Eukaryota, Fungi, Ascomycota, Eurotiomycetes, Eurotiales, Aspergillaceae. Bases 1 to 447 code for a protein of 148 amino acids. The record is from RefSeq and is a predicted model, not a curated record. The transcript has a single exon.
AUGGAUGGACGCAACGUUUUUAUCGGUCAUUUUGCAGAAGAGAAUCACUGCAGCAAACUAUUGACUGACGAAUCCAUUGUCGAAGACGUUAUCAUCAGUGCGAUGGAGCCGCAUUUCACUCUAGGAGGAACUUGGUCGGACGAGGCCGUGGCGUACAUCUUGUAUAAGCCACAAAAUGGCAACCAGGCAGUGUCUGGAUUGGAAAUGAUUAAGAGGGAAAUGGUCGAGGGUGGCUUGAAUGAGAACAACAUCCACAUUCAGUCCUACGCGGCUGUUGUAGGUGCGAUGGCGGACACUUCUGGACCCAAGGGCAAGAUCCUGGUGGACUGGACUAAGAACCAGGGAGGAGGAAACCACUUGGCAUACUACAUGCAAAAUGACAAGCCUGUAUUUGAACGGGACUUUGAUAAGCAAGGAAAUCCCUGUGAGGAAGAUGCUGACUGCUGA